Molecule: messenger RNA, 1657 nt
Organism: Eurytemora carolleeae
Lineage: Eukaryota; Metazoa; Arthropoda; Copepoda; Calanoida; Temoridae
Product: salivary glue protein Sgs-3
Exons: 1
Source: RefSeq, a predicted model, not a curated record
ACAUCAACAUCAACAUCAACAUCAACAUCAACAUCAACAUCAACAUCAACAUCAACAUCAACAUCAACAACAACAACAACAACAACAACAACAACAACAACACCAACAACUGCAAAAACAACUCUCAAAAAGAAAAUCAAUAACUCACCAACCCUUAACUUUAAAAUACCCGUCUUUAGUGCAAAUAGGUAUACAAAAAUAGCAAUAACAACAAACCCGAAAUUAUCAACAUCAACAACAAUAACAUCAACUUCAACAACAACAACAACAGCUCUAGAAACAGCUACUGAAAGUUCAAAAUAUACAAAUUCUCCAGUUUAUAACUUUAAACUUCCCAUUUUUCCAGCACACUUUUAUUCAAAGACUAAACCAACAACAACAACAACAACUACCCCAACAACAACAACAACAACAACAACUACCCCAACAACAACAAUAGCAACAACUACUGCUGCUCCUACAACAACAGAACCAGGAUUUACUAACUCACCAAUAUUCAAUUUCAAACUCCCGUUCAACUUUGAUGCCGGGUUUAUCUCCAAUUCUUUAUCUCGGCUUAUCACUGGAGACCAAUCUACCGGAUUUUCUCUUUUAAAUAUUCUUCAGCAGGAUACAACUAGGAAAUCUAUCAAGGAGAUGGUUGAAAAGAAAAAAGCAGAGAAAAUCUCGCAAAAAUCCGAAUCAACAACAGCAACAACUACGCCUAUAACAACGACAACAAAAACACCAACAACUACGCCUACAACAACGACCACCACAACUACAUCAACUACAACAAUAAAACCUACACCGGCAAUCAAUAAGAAGUUAAAGAACAAGAAGGCGACUAAUUCUCCGAUUUACACGUUUAAACUUCCAUUCUCCGGAGAAGGAGGAUUGGAUAGCUCUUUACUCCGUAUACUAUCAGGUAAACAGAGGAAUAUGGAACAGGAGACGUCAACGGAACAGAGCACAACGUCGCAACAAACUUUAGAGACAUCAACGGAACAAAGAACAACGUCGCAGCAGUCUCUGGUGGAAACACUCUUCCACCGCGCAUCAACGGCAUUAACAUCGAGAUUAGAAACUACAACUACAACAACAACAACACAACCUUCUGUAAAUCCCAGAAAAGCUGAAAAUUUAUCCAAGGAGGAUUCAAAUAUAGAGCACAAGUCCAUCAUGGAGGAAGUAACUACAGAGCGAUCUAUGACCCCAAGUCUUGUAACAUGGCUCUCUGGGCCUUUCCGACUUAAUGGUUUGCCAACCUCAUUAGUUAGAGUCCCUCCUCCUUUCCCCGCCCUAGAUCCGCUCUCUUGGGUAGACAAGAUUCGAUCUUCUCUUUACCCUGUUACAAAGAUUAUUUUUGGUUAAUUAAACCUGUACAUAGUAAUACAGGAUGUCCCACAAAAAAUGACAAAUAAAAGACGACUUUUAAAAGGUUAAACUACUUUUAAGCCUUAAAAUAGAUUUUAUUUUAUUUAUCUCUCUUAAAAUUAGAUUAUCAACUGAAUGCCCCAACAUAUUACAAAAAGAUGACAUGACUUGGCUAUCUAAAAAGAAAUUUUCAUGUUUUGAGGGACACCUUGUAAAAUAUUUGUGUAUAUAUUUUAUAUGCUCAAACUUCAAAGACUUUGAAGGAAAAUAUCAAAUUGAGAAAACUUGAAACUAUGAAUAU